This is a messenger RNA of Porites evermanni, 10545 nucleotides long. The record is from the annotation of a GenBank genome assembly. Lineage: Eukaryota; Metazoa; Cnidaria; Anthozoa; Scleractinia; Poritidae.
GCCAGUGCAUCGACCAGUGUCUUGGCCUCCACAUCAUCCGAUGUUUCGGCGAGUGUCUCGGCCUUCACCUCUCUUAACGUGUCAGCCAAUGUGUCGAAACGUGCCUGGGCCUCCACAUCACCUAAUGUGUCUACAAGUGUCUCGGCCUUCACCUCUGCUACCGUGUUAGCCAGUGAGUCGACCAGUGCCUUGCCCUCCACAUCACCCAAUGUGUCGGCAAGUGUCUCGGCCUCAACCAUUGCUAACCUGUCAGCCAAAGUGUCGCCCAGCGCCUCGACCUCCACGUCGCCCAGUGUGUCAACAAGUGUCUCGGCCGCAACCUCUCCUAACGUGUCAGCCAAUGUGUCGACCAGCACCUCGACCUCCACAUCGCCAAAUGUGUCAGCAAGUGUCUCGGCCUUCACCUCUGCUAACGUUUCAGCAUUUGAGUCGACCAGUGCCUCGGCCUCCAAAUCUCCCACUGCGUCAGCAAGAGUGUCAGCCAAUGGGUCGACCAGUGCGUUGGUCUCCCCAUCACCCAAUGUGUCGGCGAGUGUCUCGGCCUACACCUCUGCUAACGUGUCACCUAAUUUGUCAACCAGUGCCUCGGCCUCCACAUCGUCCACUGUGUUGGAAAGUGUCUCAUCCUCCACAUCUGCUAAAGUUUCAGCCAAUGUGUCGACCAGUGCCUCGCCCUAUACAUCGCCCAGUGUUUCGGCAAGUCUUUCGUCCUUCACCUUUCUUAACGUGUCAGCUAAUCUGUCGACCGGCGCCUCAGCCUUCACAUCACCCAAGGUGUUGGCAAGUGUUUCACUCUCCACAUCUGCUAACGUUUCAGUCAAUGUGUCGACCAGUGCCUCCACCUCCAAGUCGCCCAGUGUGUCGGCAAAUGUCUCGGUCUUCACCUCUGCUAACGUGUCAGCCAAUGUGUCGACAAGUGCCUCGACCUCCACAUCUCCCAGUGUCUCGGUAAGUGUCUUGGCCUCAACCUCUCCUAACAUUUCAGCCAAUGUGUCGACAAGCCGCUCGACCUCCAUAUCGCCCAAUGUGUCAGCAAGUGUCUCAUCCUUAACCUCUGCUAAUGUGUUAACCAAUGUUUCGCCCAGUGCCUCUGCCUCCACCUCGCCCACUGAGUCGACGAGUGCCUCGGCCUUCACCUAUGCUAACGUUUCAGCCAAAGUGUCGAGGAGUGUCUCGACCUCCAAAUCGCCCCGUGUGUUGGCCAGUGUCUCGGUCUUCACCUCUGCUAACGUGUUAGCCAGUGAGUCGACCAGUGCCUUGGACUCCCAAUCACCUGAUGUGUCGGCAAAUGUCUUGGCCUCCAAAACUGCUAACGUGUCAGCCAAUGUGUCGAAACGUGCCUCGGCCUCUCCAUCGCCUAAUGUGUUAACAAGUGUCUCGGCCUUCUCCUCUGCUCUCGUGUCCCCAUUGCCCCCUGCGUCGGCAAGUCUUUCGGCCUUCACCUCUGCUAACGAGUCAGCUAAUGAGUCGACUCCUGCCUUGGCCUCCACACCACUUAGUGUGUCCGCAACUAGCUCCACCUCCACCUCUGUUAGCGUGUCAAUCAAUGUGUCGACCACUGUCUCGGCUUCCACGUCUGCUCAAGUGUGUCACCUAGUAUGUCGAUCAGCGUCCGCCUCCAAAUUGCUACCCACAGCCUCCCCCUCUGCUAUCGGGUCAUCCAGUGUGUCUAUCAGUCCCUCGACCUCCGCAUCGCCCAGUGAAUCCACAAGUGUCUCCGCCUUCAUCUCUGCUAAUGUGGCUGCCAGUGUAUCGACCAGUGCCUCGGCCUCCACCUCUUCUCAAGUGUGUCACUUAUUGUGUGGCUCAACCUCCAUAUCGCAGUUUGUGUCGGCAAGUGUCCCGGCUUUCACCUCUGCUAACGUGUCAGCUUAUGUGUCCACCAAAGCCUCGACCUCCACAUCGCUUAGUGUGCCGGCAAAUAUCUCGCCUCCCACCUCUGCUGGGCUGUCAGCCAAUUCGUCUAUCAGUGUCUCGGUCUCCACAUCGCCCAGUGUCUCGACAAAUCUCUCGUCCCUCACCUUUGCUAACGUGUCAGCUAAUCUGUCGACCGGCGACUCGGCCUUCACAACACCCCCAGUGUUAACUAGUGUUUCACUCUCCACAUCUGCUAACGUUUCAGCCAAUGGGUCGACCAGUCCCUCGACUUCCACAUCGCCCAGUCUGUCUGCAAAUGUCUCGGUCUUCACCUCUGCUAACGUGUCAGCCAAUGUGUCGACCAGUGCCUCUGCCGCUACAUCGCUCACAGUGUCGACAAGAGUCUCGGCCUUCACUGCUGCUACCGUGUUAGCCAAUGAGACAACCAGUGCCCUUGCCUCCACAUCACCCAAUUUGUCUUCAAGUGUCUCGGCCUCAACUUCUGCUACCGUGUCACCCAACGUAUCGACCAGUGCCUCGACCUCCACAUCGCCCAGUGUGUCGGCAGGUGUCUCGGCCUUCACCUCUUCUAACCUGUCAGCCAAUGCAUCGACCAGUGCCUCUGCCUCCACAUCACCGACCGUGUCGAUAAGUGUGUCGGCCUUUAUCUCUGCUAAUGUGUCAGCGAACGAGUCGACCAGUGCCUUGGCCUCCCUAUCACCAAAUGUGUCGGCAAGUGAUUUGGCCUCCACGUCUACUAACUUGUCAGCAAAUGAUUCGACCAGUGCCUCAGCCCCCACAUCCUCCACUGUGUUGGCAAGUGUUUCACCCUCCACAUCUUCUAACGUUUCAGCCAAUGUGUCGACCAGUGACUCGACCAUCACAUCGCCCAGUGUGUCAGCAAAUGUCUCGGCCUCCACCACUGCUAACGUGUCAGCUAAUGUGUCCAUCAGUGACUUGGCCUCUCCAUCACCCAAUGUGUCGACCAGUGUGUCAGCCUCCACAUUGUCCACUGUGUUGGCAAGUGUUUCACCCCCCACAUUUUCUAACGUUUCAGCCAAUAUGUCGACCAGUCAAUCGACCUUCACAUCGCCCAGUGUGUCGGCAAAUGUCUCAGUCUUCAUCUCUGCUAAUGUGCCAGCCAAUGUGGCGACCAGUGCCUCUGCCUCCAGAUCGCUCACAGUGUCGACAAGCGUCUCAGCCUUCACCGCUGCUAACGUGUUAGCCAAUGAGACGACAGGUGCCCUUGCCUCCACAUUGCCCACUGCGUCUGCAAGCGUGUCGGCCUUUAUCUCUGCUAAUGGUUCAUCCAAUAAAUCGACCAGUGCCUUUUCCUCCCCAUCACCCAAUGUCUCAGCAAGUGUCUCGGCCUCCGACUCUGCUAACGUGUCAGCCAAUGCGUCGACCAGCGCCUCGGCCUCCACAUCGCCCACUGUGUUGGCAAGUGGGUCACCUUCCACAUCUGCUAACGUUUCAGCCAACGUGUCGCCCAGUGCGACGACCUCCACAUCGCUCAGUGUGUCGGCAACUGUCUCGGCCUUCACCUCUGCUAACAACUCAGCUAAACUGUCGACUAGCGCCUCUGCCUCUACUUCGCCCACUGUGUUGGGAAGUGUUUCACUUUCCACAUCUCGUAACGUUUCAGAAAAUGUGUCGACCAGUGUUUCAACCUCCACAUUUCUUAGUGUGUCGACACGUGCCUCGACCUCCACAUCUCCCAGUGUCUCGGCAAGUGUCUUAACCUCAACCUCUCCUAACAUGUUAGCCAAUGUGUCGACCAGUCCUUCGACCUUCCUCUCGCCCAGUGUGUCAGCAAGUGUCUCAGCCUUCACCUCUGCUAAUGUGUCAACCAAUGUUUCGACUAGUGCCUCUGCCUCCACAUUGCCCACUGAGUCGACAAGUGUCUCGGCCUCCAAAUCGCCCACUGCGUCAGCAACUUUGUCUACCUUCACCUUUGCAAACGUGUCAGUCAAUGUGUCGUCCAUUGCCUCGACUUCCACAUCUCCCAGUAUGUCGGCAAAUGUCUCAGUCUUCACCUCUGCUAACGUGUCAGCCAAUGUGUCCACAUCGUCCACUGUGUUGAAAAGUGUUUCAUCCCCCACAUCGGCUAACGUUUCAGCCAAUGUAUCGACCAGUGUCUCGGCCUCCAUCUCUCCUAACGUGUCAGCCAAUGUGUCUAGGGGUGUCUCGACCUCCAAAUCGCUCCGUGUGCCGGCAAGUGUAUCGGUCUUCAUUUCUGCUAACAUGUUAUUCAAUGAGUCGACCAGUGCCUUGGCCUCCCCAUCACCCGAUGUGUCGGCAAAUGUCUUGGCCUCCAUGACUGCUAACGUGUCAGCCAAUGUGUCGAAACGUGCCUCGGCCUCUCCAUCGCCUAAUGUUUUGACAAGUGUCUCGGCCCUCUCCUCUGCUCUCGUGUCCCCAUUGCCCCCUGCGUCGGCAAGUCUUUCGGCCUUCACCUCUGCUAACGAGUCAGCUAAUGAGUCGACUCCUGCCUUGGCCUCCACACCACUUAGUGUGUCCGCAACUAGCUCCACCUCCACCUCUGUUAGCGUGUCAAUCAAUGUGUCGACCACUGUCUCGGCUUCCACGUCUGCUCAAGUGUGUCACCUAGUAUGUCGAUCAGCGUCCGCCUCCAAAUUGCUACCCACAGCCUCCCCCUCUGCUAUCGGGUCAUCCAGUGUGUCUAUCAGUCCCUCGACCUCCGCAUCGCCCAGUGAGUCCACAAGUGUCUCCGCCUUCACCUCUGCUAGUGUGGCUUCCAGUGUAUCGACCAGUGCCUCGGCCUCCACCUCUUCUCAAGUGUGUCACUUAGUGUGUGGCUCAACCUCCAUAUCGCAGUUUGUGUCGGCAAGUGUCCCGGCUUUCACCUCUGCUAACGUGUCAGCUUAUGUGUCCACCAAAGCCUCGACCUCCACAUCGCUUAGUGUGCCGGCAAAUAUCUCGCCUCCCACCUCUGCUGGGCUGUCAGCCAAUUCGUCUAUCAGUGUCUCGGUCUCCACAUCGCCCAGUGUCUCGACAAAUCUCUCGUCCUUCACCUUUGCUAACGUGUCAGCUAAUCUGUCGACCGGCGGCUCGGCCUUCAAUACACCCCCAGUGUUAACUAGUGUUUCACUCUCCACAUCUGCUAACGUUUCAGCCAAUGGGUCGACCAGUCCCUCGACUUCCACAUCGCCCAGUCUGUCUGCAAAUGUCUCGGUCUUCACCUCUGCUAACGUGUCAGCCAAUGUGUCGACCAGUGCCUCUGCCGCUACAUCGCUCACAGUGUCGACAAGAGUCUCGGCCUUCACUGCUGCUACAGUGUUAGCCAAUGAGACGACCAGUGCCCUUGCCUCCAGACCACCCAAUUUGUCUUCAAGUGUCUCGGCCUCAACUUCUGCUACCGUGUCACCCAACGUAUCGACCAGUGCCUCGACCUCCACAUCGCCCAGUGUGUCGGCAGGUGUCUCGGCCUUCACCUCUUCUAACCUGUCAGCCAAUGCAUCGACCAGUGCCUCUGCCUCCACAUCACCGACCGUGUCGAUAAGUGUGUCGGCCUUUAUCUCUGCUAAUGUGUCAGCGAACGAGUCGACCAGUGCCUUGGCCUCCCUAUCACCAAAUGUGUCGGCAAGUGAUUUGGCCUCCACGUCUACUAACUUGUCAGCAAAUGAUUCGACCAGUGCCUCAGCCCCCACAUCCUCCACUGUGUUGGCAAGUGUUUCACCCUCCACAUCUUCUAACGUUUCAGCCAAUGUGUCGACCAGUGACUCGACCAUCACAUCGCCCAGUGUGUCAGCAAAUGUCUCGGCCUCCACCACUGCUAACGUGUCAGCUAAUGUGUCCAUCAGUGACUUGGCCUCUCCAUCACCCAAUGUGUCGACCAGUGUGUCAGCCUCCACAUUGUCCACUGUGUUGGCAAGUGUUUCACCCCCCUCAUUUUCUAACGUUUCAGCCAAUAUGUCGACCAGUCAAUCGACCUUCACGUCGCCCAGUGUGUCGGCAAAUGUCUCAGUCUUCAUCUCUGCUAAUGUGCCAGCUUACGUGGCGACCAGUGCCUCUGCCUCCAGAUCGCUCACAGUGUCGACAAGCGUCUCAGCCUUCACCGCUGCUAACGUGUUAGCCAAUGAGACGACAGGUGCCCUUGCCUCCACAUUGCCCACUGCAUCUGCAAGUGUGUCGGCCGUUAUCUCUGCUAAUGUUUCCGCCAAUAAGUCGACCAGUGCCUUUUCCUCCCCAUCACCCAAUGUCUCAGCAACUGUCUCGGCCUCUGCCUCUGCUAACGUGUCAGCUAAUGUGUCGACCAGUGCCUCGGUCUCCACAUCGCCUACUCUGUUGGCAAGUGUCUCGGGCUCUAUUUCUGCAAACGUUUCAGCCAAUGUGUCGACCAGUGCCUUGAUCUCCAAAUUGCCUAGUGUGUCGGCAAGUGUCUCAUCCUUCACUUCUACUAACGUGUUAGCCAAUGUCUCGACCAGUAUCUCGGCCUCCACAUCGCCCACUGUGUCGGCCAGUGGCUCGGCCUUGACCGCUGCUAAUGUGUCAGCCAGUGGGUCCACCAGUACCCUGGCCUUGACAUCACCCAAUGUCUCGGCAUUUGUCUCGGCCUCCACCUCUGCUAACGUGUCAGUUAAUCUGUCGACCAGUACCUCGGCCUCCACAACGCCCAAUGUUUUAUCAGGUGUCUCGGCUUUUAUCUCUGCAAACCUUUCAGUCAAUGUGUCGACCGGUGCCUCGACUGCCACAUCGACCAGUGUGUCGGCAAGUGUCCUAGUUUCCAACUCUGCUAAUGUUUCAGCCAAUGUGUCGACCAGUCCCUUGACUUCCACAUCGCCUAGAGUGUCGUCGCGUGUCUCGGCCUUCACGUCUGCUAACGUGUCAGCUAAUCUGUUGAUCAGCGCGUCGGCCUCCACAUCGCCCACUGUGUUGCCAAGUGUGUCUCUCUCCACAUCUGUUAACGUUUCAGCCAAUGUGUCGACCAGUGCUUCAACCUCCACAUCACCCAGUUUGUCGGGAAGUGUCUCGGCCUUCAACUCUGCUAACAACUCAACUAAACUGUCGACCAGCGCCUCGGCCUCCACAUCGCCCACUGUGUUCGCAAGUGUUUCACUCUCCACAUCUGCUAACGUUUCAGCCAAUGUGUCGGCCAGUGCUUCAACCUCCACAUCACCCAGUUUGUCGGGAAGUGUCUCGGCCUUCAACUCUGCUAAAAACUCAACUAAACUGUCGACCAGCGCCUCGGCCUCCACAUCGCCUACUGUGUUGGCAAGUGUGCAACCUUCCACAUCUGCUAACGUUUCAGCCAGCGUGUCGCCCAGUGCUACGACCUCCACAUCGCCCAGUGUCUCGGCCUUCACGUCUGCUAACAACUCAGCUAAACUGUUGACCAGCGCGUCUGCCUCUAGUUCGCCCACUGUGUUGGGAAGUGCUUCACUUUCCACAUCUGCUAACGUUUCAGCCAAUGUGUCGACCAAUGCUUCAACCUCUACAUCACCCAGUUUGUCGGCAAGUGUCUCGGCCUUCAACUCUGCUAACAACUCAACUAAACUGUCGACCAGCGCCUCGGCCUCCACAUCGUCCACUGUGUUCGCAAGUGUUUCACUCUCCACAUCUGGUAACGUUUCAGACAAUGUGUCGACCAGUGUUUCAACCUCCAAAUUUCCUAGUGUGUCGACAGGUUUCUCGGCCUUCACAGCUGCUAACGUUUUAGCCAAUGAGACGACCAGUGUGCUCGCAUCUGCCUCACCUAAUGUGUCCGAAAGUGUCUCAGCCUCCGCCUCUGCUAACGUGUCAGCCAAUGCGUCGACCAGCGCCUCGGCCUCCACAUCACCUACUGUGUUGGCAAGUGUGCAACCUUCCACAUCUGCUAACGUUUCAGCCAGCGUGUCGCCCAGUGCUACGACCUCCACAUCGCCCAGUGUGUCGGCAAGUGUCUCGGCCUUCAUCUCUGCUAACAACUCAGCUAAACUGUUGACCAGCGCCUCUGCCUCUACUUCGCCCACUGUGUUGCGAAGUGUUUCACUUUCCACAUCUCGUAACGUUUUAGAAAAUGUGUCGACCAGUGUUUCAACCUCCACAUUUCUUAGUGUGUCGACAAGUGUCUCAGACUUCACAGCUGCUAAUGUUUUAGGCAAUGAGAGGACCAGUGCCCUUGGUUUUACCUCACCAAAUUUGUUGGAAAGUGUCUCGGCCUCCGCUUCUGCUAACGUGUCAGCAAGUGCGUCGACCAGUGCCUUGGUCUCCACAUCACCCAAUGUCUCGGCAAGUGUCUUGGCCUACACCUCUGCUAACGUGUCAGGCAAUCUCUCGAGCAGUGCCUUAACGACAACAUCUCCAGGGUUUUCGGCAAGUGUCUCAGUCUCCACUUCUGCUUACGUGUCACCCAAUGAGUCGACUAGUGCCUCGGCUUUCACAUCGCCCAACGUGUCUCCAAGUGUCUCGUCCUUAACCUCUUCUAACGUGUUUGCCAAUGUGUCCACCAAUGCCUUGGCUUUCACAUCACCUAAUGUGUCGGCAAGUACCUCGGCUUCAACGUCUGCUAACCUGUCAACCACAUUUUCAACCAGUGCAUCAACCUCCACAUCGCCCAGUGUGUCGGCAGCUGCCUCGGCCUUCAUCUCUGCUAACGUGUCAGCAAAUGUGUCGACCAGUGCCUCGGCCUCCAUAUCACCCACUGUGAUAGCAAGUGUCUCAGCCUCCACUGCUGCUAACGUUUCAGCCAAUGUUUCCACCGGUGCCUCGAUCUCCGGAACGCAUAGUGUUUCGGCAAGUUUCUCAAAUUUCACCUUUGCUAACGUCUCCGCUAAUGUGUCAACCAGUGCCUUUGCGUCAACAUCGCCCAGUUUUUCUGCACCUGUCCUGGCCUCUACCUCUGCCAACGUGUCAGCUAAUGUGACCACCAGUGCCUUGGCUUCCACAUCACCAAGUAUUUUGGCAGGGGUCUCUUCCUCGACCUCUGCUAACUUGUCAGCGAUUGUGUCGGCAAUUGCCUUGGCCUCCACCUCUACUAUAGUGUCAUCCACAUCGCCCAGUGUGUCUUCAACGGUCUCUUCCUCCACCUCUGCUAGCGUGUCACCCAGUGUGUCGACCAGUGCGUCGACCUCUAUAUCGCCCACUGUGUCGGAAAGUGUCUCGGCCUCCACCUCUGCUAUCCUUUCAGCUACUGUGUCGACCAGUGCUUUGGCUACAACAUUGUUUGGUGUGUCAGCAAGUGUUACCGCCUCCAUCUCUCCUAACGUAGCAGCCAAUGUGUCGACCAGUGCUUCGGCCUCAACAUCGCCUAAUGUGUCGGCAAGUGUCUCGUCCCCCACCUCUGCUAGCUUGUCAGCCAGUGUGUUGACAACUGCCUCGGCCUCCACAUCGCCCAGGGUGUCGGCAAGUCUCUCAGAAUCCACCUCUGCCCACGUUUCAGCCAAUGUGUCGACCAAUGCCUUGACCUCCACAUCGCCCAGUGUGGCGGCAAUUGUCUCGCCCUCCACCGCUGGUAGCCUGUCAUCUAAUGUGUUCACCAAAUCCUUGACCUCAACAUCGUUCAUUGUUUCGGCAAGUGUCUCUGCCUCCAGCUCUGCUACCCUUUCAGCCAGUGUGGCGACCAUUGCCUCGACCUCCACAUCGCCUAGUGUGUCGGCAAGUGUCUUGGCGUCUUCUUCUGCCAGCGUUUCAGACAGUGUGUCGACCAUUGCCCUGACCUCCACAUCGCUCAGUGUGUCGGCAAGUGUCUCAGCCUCCACCUUUGCUAGCGUGUUAGCUACUGCGUCGACAAUUGUGUCGGCUUUCACAUCACCUAAUGUGUCGACAACUUUCGUGGCCUUUACCUUUGCUAACAUUUUACCCAGUGUGUCGACCAGUGCCUCGCCCUCCACACCGCCGAGUGUUUCGGCAAGUAUCUCAGCUUCUUCGUUUUCUAACCUGUCAGCCGAUUUGUCGACCAGUGCCUCGCCCUCCACUUCGCGCAGUGUGUCGGCAAGUGUUUUUCCGUCCACCUUUGCUAGCCUGUCAGCCAGUGUAUCGACCAGUGCCUUGGCUUCCACCUCCCCCAGAGUGUCUGCAAGUGUGUCGGCUUUAACCUCUGCUAACGUCUUAUUCAAUGUUUCGAGUACUGCCUCGACCUCCACUUCACCAAAUGUGUCGGCAAGUUUCUCGCCCUCCAUCUCUGCUAGCCUUUCAGUUAAUUUGUCGUCCAGCAGCUCGGCCUCCAUAUCGCCCAGAGUUUCUCCAAGUAUCUCUGCCCUCACCUCUGUUAGCCUGCCAGCAAGUGUUUUGACCAGUGCCCCGGCCUCCACAUUGCCCAGUGUGUCGACGAGUGUCUCGGCCUCUACCUCUCCUACCUUUUCAGCCAGUGUGUCGACUAGUGCCUUGGCCUCUUUAUCGCCCAACGUUUCGCCAAGUGUCUCAGCUUCCUCCUUUGCUAGCGUGUCAUUCAGUGUUUCGAGCAGUGCUUCGGCCUCUACAUCGCCCAGUGUCUCGACGAGUGUCUCGACUUCCACCUCUGCUAGUUUGUCGGCUAGUGCGUCGACCAGUACCUCGACCUUUACAUCACCCAGUGUCUCGGCAAGCUUCUCGGCCUCCGCCUUUGCUACCCAGUCAGGCGGUUUGUCUACCAGUGCUUUUGCCUCCACAUCGCUUACUGUGUCAUCAAGUGUCUUGGCCUCCACCUCUGCUAGCCUGUCAGGCAGUUUGCCUACCAGUGCUUCGGCCUCUACAGCGCCCAGUGUGUCG